This is a messenger RNA of Candidozyma auris, 546 nucleotides long. Its product is annotated as translation machinery-associated protein 20. Gene Ontology annotation, biological process: formation of translation preinitiation complex. Gene Ontology annotation, molecular function: RNA binding. The transcript has a single exon. The record is from RefSeq and is a predicted model, not a curated record. NCBI's taxonomy places the organism in Eukaryota, Fungi, Ascomycota, Pichiomycetes, Serinales, Metschnikowiaceae. Bases 1 to 546 code for a protein of 181 amino acids.
AUGUUCAAGAAAUUUGGCAAGGAGGAAGUUCACUCUCGCUCAAACAUCAAAUCAUCUGUUCAAAGAGGCCUCAAGGCGAACUUCGUCAACCAUUUUGAGAAAAUUGAGCCUGUCAUCGACGAUAUUAUACCGAAGAAGUCCCAGGUGAUCUUGAUCAAAUGCGAGAACAAGAUUCAAUGCUAUGCUGUCGAAGACAAUAUUGUUUUAUUUCAACACUUCGAUGAUUUGGUGCCCCACUUGAAAGUUGUGCACAAGUACCCAGACUUGUUUCCUCGUGUCCAGGUUGACAGAGGUGCCAUCAAGUUUGUCAUGUCGGGCGCCAAUGUGAUGUGUCCAGGAUUGACAUCAGCGGGAGCCAAGUUGCCUGAAGAAAACUUGGAAAAAGAUACCAUUGUGACGAUUUACGCUGAAGGAAAAGAAUCAGCCUUGGCCAUUGGCAAAUUGACCAUGAGCACCGACGAGAUCAAGGCCAAAAAUAAAGGAGUGGGUAUUGAGUUGUUGCAUUACUUGGGAGACGGCUUGUGGCACUUUGAUGCUAGUGUCUGA